AUGUCAGACCCUGACAGCUAUACUGUGGGCUGGAUCUGCGCUCUACCCAUAGAAUUUGUGGCUGCACAAAGCCUCCUUGAUGAGAGGCACGAGCCGCUCGCAUCCCGUUCCCCAGGGGAUAUCAAUAGCUAUACUUUAGGAAGCAUUGGAAAUCACCGAGUAGUUAUUGCUAUUAACGAGUAUGGCACGACAGAGGCAGCAAGUGUUGCUCGAGAUAUGUUGGGCAGCUUUCGCAAUAUUCGCAUCGGUCUAAUGGUCGGGAUUGGCAGUGGCGCUCCAAGUCGAAGAAACGACAUUCGCCUGGGUGAUGUUGUUGUUGGCGCUGGUCGCGAUGGGAAUGGGGGUGUGCUCCAGUACGAUUUUACAAGAACCAUCCAGGACCAGGCCUUUCAGGUUACUGGAGUUCUAAACCAACCUCCCGCUAUCCUAAGCGCUGCGAUUAGCAAUAUCAGGGCGCAAUAUGAGACCCAUGGCCACCAGCUUGAGCAGACCAUCACAUCCCUGAUUCAACGGAAUCCAAGGCUGCAGAAGAGAUAUUCACGACCACCUCAGGACAAGGAUAGGCUUUAUCAACCAUCUGCCACCCAUACCCCCCAAGGUUGGCUAAACUGCGCAGAUUGCGGAGAUGAUCCUUUACGGGUACAUAUCCGGCCACCUCGACAGGCUCUUGACGAUGAUCCAGCGGUGCACUACGGCCUAAUUGCAUCUGCAAAUCAGCCUGUGAGAGACGCUGUAACCAGAGAUAGGCUUGCUACACGAAGAGAGGUCUUAUGCUUCGAUACGGAAGCCGCAGGCCUGAUGAGCCACUUCCCAUGCGUAGUCAUUCGGGGUAUAUGCGAUUAUGCAGAUACUCAUAGCAACGAUGUGUGGCAAGGUUACGCUGCCAUGACCGCAGCUGCAUAUGCCAAAGAUCUUCUUCUUAGAAUCCCUGCUGAAAGAAUCGAGGCCGAGAAUCCGGUUUCCCUAGCUCCGCCCCCAGCAGAUGGAAACAACCAGCCUGGCGCGACGCCUCAGAAUAGAACCAGGUAUUGGAUCAUUAUCGAACAGGAUUCUCUGGAUGUCGUCACCUCAGACAUCACACGAUACGAAGCCCUGAGGGAAGCUCUUUCUAACUGGAGUCUCCAGGAGCUUCCUUUGUUGCAGUGGACAGGCGGAGAGGAGUCACGGUCUACGUAUAUAACUGUCGCGACCAACGCUGAGACGUUGCUCCAACGACAUGGACUAAAGAUCCGCAGGGAUAUCGACGCAUGGGCAUAUGUGCAAUCAGCGGAGUCCGUUGAUGCCUUAUCCCCCAGAGACAAGGCUCUCUUUUUGGGAAUGUACGCAGGUUAUCACUUUGCUGGUCCUUAUGCAGCUGGGUGGGCUCGAGCUGGGCGAAUUAUUAGCACAAUGUCGUGGCUGAUGGAAUAUAUGGCGGUGGAAUAG
This is a messenger RNA of Trichoderma atroviride IMI 206040, 1425 nucleotides long. RefSeq lists its product as uncharacterized. Lineage: Eukaryota; Fungi; Ascomycota; Sordariomycetes; Hypocreales; Hypocreaceae. The record is from RefSeq and is a predicted model, not a curated record. Gene Ontology annotation, biological process: nucleoside metabolic process. Gene Ontology annotation, molecular function: catalytic activity.